Messenger RNA from Durotheca rogersii, 1386 nucleotides. Its product is annotated as short-chain dehydrogenase. Lineage: Eukaryota; Fungi; Ascomycota; Sordariomycetes; Xylariales; Xylariaceae. The coding region runs from base 236 to 1006 and encodes 256 amino acids. The record is from RefSeq and is a predicted model, not a curated record. The transcript has a single exon.
GUUUGGACGGAGUUGUGGCAGACUGCAUCGGCGCUUGCCUGUCUGGAGUUAGCAUAAAACCGACAUCCACCACCACCGCCUACAUAAGGACCUUUUCUCGCGCCAAACCCCACGAGUUGGUAUCUGGCAUACUUCAAUCAGCCCAACCAACCAGCUUUAUCUUGAUCUUCGCUUGGCUCAGUAGCCUUCAUAAGAAAUAUCCGCCUCUACUUUACCACCUGAUUACCAGCUCGGGAUGCCUUCUUCUAGCAACAAGCCCCUUAUUCUCAUCACGGGCGCCAACCAGGGCCUCGGCUAUGCCACGGCCAAAAUCCUAGCUGACACGGGGAAGUACCAUGUGAUACUCGGUAGCCGAUCGGUCGCCAAGGGCGAGGAGGCCAUCGCCAAGCUCAAGUCGGAAAAUGCCGACGUGGACACUUCGGCGCUUACGCCGGUGGUGCUAGACGUCACUGACGACGCUAGCAUCGAGGCGGCGAGAGACUUGGUGAAGGAGAAGUUCGGCCACCUGGACAUCCUGAUCAACUCGGCCGGCGUCAACGGCCAGAUUCCCGUGCGCAAGCCUGGCCUGCGGGAGAACUACCAGUUCGUCUUCGACGUCAACGUCUUCGGCGUCGCCGUGUUGACGGAGACCUUCUUGCCGCUGCUGCGCGCCUCCCCCUACCAGGAUCGCCGGGUGGUCAACGUGACGACGGGUCUGGGCCAGAUCGGCGUCGCACUGGCCACCGACACGAUAUACAACGCGGCCAGCCUGCCGGCGCCCGAGUACCGCAGCAGCAAGGCGGCGCUCAACAUGCUGACGGCCGUCGACGCAUCGCGGCUCAAGCCGGAGAACAUCACCGUCGUCGCCGUCGCGCCCGGCCACACCAAGACCCAGUUCACGGGAAACCGAGGCGUCAAGGAGCCGAGCCAGGGCGCGGCCAACAUCGUCAGGGCCGCCAUCGAGGGCAAGCCGGAGGACCUGUACGGCAAGCUCCAGGCCGAGGAGCUCGUCGAGUACGGCUGGUGAGCUGCGAAUCUCACAGCUAGGUCGGCGUCCCGCAAGAUUAUUCGCGCCUGCGAAGACGGGACACGGAUUCUAGGGGUAGACGUUGUGGUCGUGAAGAAGCCGCUACCUACCUUUUGGCAGAUAUAGACCUCAUACCACAUAUAAACGAGGGUAACUAGUCGUUAUGUAUAGUGUCUAUAUCAUGUUGGAGUUGAGCCCUCAUGAGGCUCCUCAGAUUCUCAAUCAAGUUGCCUGCCGAUUGACUUGUCACUGCUGCACGCCUGUUUCGCGUUGACCUAUCUCUAGCCCGUCCCGAAGCCCAUAGCCGUUUCUGUAGCGCUGGAGUUUUGGGUAUACCUACGUUGUGUGAUACGCUUAUCUCGUGAAUGGGCGAAACAUCG